AUGGCCAAUCUCGAAGCCCGCAAGCAUAUUUCCCCCGACUCGGGGUUCCCCAUUACACUUCAUCCCCAUUUCAACGAGAAGAUCAAGAGCCAUGUGCCUCCAGAGCCACCCCGCGAGCCAUUUACCCCGCCCAAAGACCGAGCAUUCUUUGCAGAUCCGGAGAAGAAGGCAUUAUUCUCUGUGGCGAAGCCGGUUGACUUGACUGAGUCUAUUGGAACUGUUCUCGAGAAUGUGCAAUUGUCUCAGCUGAAUGAGACUCAGUUGGAUGAAUUGGCACUUCUUGUUAAUGAGCGGGGAGUUGUCUUCUUUCGGGAUCAGGAUCUUACUACUGAGCAACAGGUAGAACUGUUUCAACAUUAUGGUAUUUUAGAUAAGCACCCUGCUCAAAUGUUCGUGAAUAUCAGAGGUAGCCGCGAGGAUCACCGUGAAAUCCUAAGUUACACGCCCUGGCCGAGUGGAGAUUUCCACGCCGAUACAUCAUUCGAGAUCAAUCGUAUGUGCACACCUACCUACUCCCUACUGAGAAUGGAAGAACAUCCCGAAGUUGGUGGCGACACAGCUUGGGUAUCUCAAUAUGGCUUAUACGACGCCCUAAGCAACGCCUACAAAAGGUUUCUCGACGGCCUUCACGCCGUGCAUACCUCAAGACUGCAGUAUGAUACCAUCAUCGAUCUAUGGGGUGCAGGUCCCAAUCGCCCUCCGAUCGAUACACACCAUCCAGCCGUGCGCACGCACCCAGUCACUAAGCUGAAGGCAUUGAACGUCAAUCCUGGAUUUGUGACUGGGUUUGCUGAGCUCAAGAAAGUGGAAUCCGACAAAGUUCUCGAUUUCUUGGCAUAUCAUAUCCACUCGGCUGAUGAUCACUCUGUUCGUUGGAAAUGGGCUGUUGGUAGUGUUGCAAUGUGGGAUAAUCGGUGUACCCUUCACCGGGUUAUACCUGGUACAUACAAAGGAGCUCGACAAGGUAUCCGGACUACUGUUUUUGGUGAAAUACCCUAUCUUGAUCCCACUAGUGAGAGCCGCGCGGAGCGGAAAUUACGCGUGGAAAGCCAGAAUGGUGAGGGUGUUCUCGCAGUUUGA
Molecule: messenger RNA, 1080 nt
Organism: Penicillium psychrosexuale
Lineage: Eukaryota; Fungi; Ascomycota; Eurotiomycetes; Eurotiales; Aspergillaceae
Product: TauD/TfdA dioxygenase family protein
Exons: 10
Coding region: 1-1080 (359 amino acids)
Cellular component (GO): cytoplasm
Molecular function (GO): 2-oxoglutarate-dependent dioxygenase activity
Source: RefSeq, a predicted model, not a curated record